AUGGUCCCCGGCACCAGCAUCGAUCUCGAGCAAAUCCUCGACUGCGCCAUCCAGGUCCUUGACGCGGCCACCAGCAACCAACCCACGCAUCGCCGCUGGGGCGUCAUCGACUUUUUCUCCUCGUAUUGGCCAGAGGAAGCCUGGAGCUUCGUUCUCAUGAAAUGGGACACGGACAUUUCGAACCGCCCUGCUGUCCGCGCCGCGCUGCUGCUGGCUCUCACCAUCCCGCGAAAGCGUCCGAGCCCCGAUCUGCAGCGCAUCACCGAGCAGCUGAUCCAAAAAGCACUCGCCGACCCAAACGAGACCGUGCGAACUCUUGCGGCAAUCCUCAAGGAUGUUCCCUGGCCCACAAAUGGAGGCCUCACCCUGGAGCUCGAUCCCAACCUGUGUCCCAUCUUCGAACAAGCCUUCCAGGAGCUCCGUACCGUGAGCUUCCCGAGCACACUAUUUGUUCCGCGCUACAUGGCCUAUCUGGAUCCCGACGUCGUCAAUGGGCUCAUUCCCGGUGGAGAGGCCCGCCUUGCAACCGAAUCCAAGGAGCCACAGCUUCGAUUCCGUCCUGAGUUUGCAAUCCCAUCCAGAGAAGAACGACUGAAGCUCUAUCUCGGAGACCCCAUGGCCGAGGACACCCAAAGCCCCGUCGGCUUGUCCAGUCUCCCUGCCAAACCCAUGGCUCGUCCCCUCUCUGGAUCCCGCCUUCCGCUCAAGCGCCCGCCCAUGAUUCCGCUCUCAAGGCCACCUCUCCCCCGCGUGACUGCAACUCCAUCCUCCAAAACAUCUUUGGGCAUCAACAGACCCAUCCCCAAGGGCUUGCAGCGUGAAUCCCGGAUCGUUCAAAUGUCUGACAAUGACUCGAUCGAGCUGAAGAAGGAGUACCUGAACGAACAGCGAAAGCAUCAGGAAGGCAUGUACUACUGUAGCGAUCGGGCGACUUCUUUCUCCGCGAGCUUCGCUGGGCUCGACCACCGCUAUUCUCUCGCUGAAGCCUGUGUCGUGCACAAAGGCACCUCCAUGCUCAUGAUGUCGUUGGAGCGGGCCAAGGAAGAAAAGAUAAAGCAGCGUAACCUCGAAGCCGAAGAAAAACAAAAGAAGCGCCUCGAGGCCAUGAACAAGAAGAAAGAACUCCAGCAGCUCAAGAUGCAGGAGCGACAGCUCGCCCAGCAACAGAAGCAGCUGCUGAAGCAGAAAAAGGAGCACUCCCCGCAACCGGCAUCCGACGAUGCGCAUGUCGAUGCCGAGGUCUAUACCAAUCCUGAAUCCGAUGCCAACUCGCAUGUCGCUCAUUCGCCCUCCGACCUUGCAUCUCCAGCAACCCUGCCGCCCGAUACGCCGGAGGCGCUGGAUCAUGAAAGCUCGCCUCCGCCUCCGCCUCUGCCGCUGCUGCCGCCGCGCUUGUCCAGCAUCGAACUUGAUCCAGACUUUAUGAGCGUCGAAGUUUCCGUGGAGAUUCCGGUGGCUCCGGAGAGCGAUGACGAGUACAUUCCCGAGGUCUCUGCAUCCAAGCGCCAGACGCGAUCGUCCUCAAGCCGAGCUGCUUCCGCAAAUGCAGCCAAGGCAUCGAAGCCAUCCCCGAGCUCUGGCGAUGCCACCAAUGACACUGAUCCACAAGAUUCGUCCAGCUCUGCCUCCAAAAACAAAAGUACUGCUGCUACCGCUGCUGCUGCUGCUACUACUGCUGCUGCCAGCUCGGAACAGCCGCAGCAGAGCCAGCCAAGUCUGAAGGAUAUGCUUGACUCAAUCUUCCAGUACUCAAAUAUGGUUACCGACGACCACCGCAAGAUCAUUAUCGAUUUUAUGAAUGGAAGAACAGACAAGAGUAUGCCCAAACAAUCUUUCCUGCUCAACGUGAAUACCUCCACGGACCACGACAAUUUCGAAGUCACUGAAACUCUGAUGAUCGAGCUGGAUUUCCAAGAGGGUCGCUGGAAGAAACUCCGGAGGACGCAGAGGCUACCCAAAGCCGCUGCCGCCGAGAGCGCAUCCGCUGCCACCGGGCCCAAGUAG
Molecule: messenger RNA, 2004 nt
Organism: Polychytrium aggregatum
Lineage: Eukaryota; Fungi; Chytridiomycota; Chytridiomycetes; Polychytriales
Exons: 8
Coding region: 1-2004 (667 amino acids)
Source: RefSeq, a predicted model, not a curated record